CAUGAUAACCGAGUGGUGGAUCAUCAGUUGCGCUUUAGUGGUGCUCACUUCAACACUUCACCUUCCUGAUUAUAUCAGACCGUGUAAAAGAAAUGACCCAAAUCUAAAUGACUGUGCUAAACAUAGUGCAAUUGCGGCUUUAUCGUCAAUCAUAGCUGGUGAUAAAAAAUAUAAAAAUUCUCCACUUAGUCCAUAUAAAGUGUCACUAAUCGACAUCGAUGGUGGCCCUAAUUUAAAAAUACAAUUUUCUGAUUUGGUUGUAAUAGGUUUUAAAACUUUGAAAAUUUCAGAUUUAACGAUAGAUCUUAAAAAUAAUAAGGCUUACAUCCAACUUGCUGGACCCAUGAACUUCCAAGGAGUUUACGACAUAAAGGGUCAAAUUCUAGUACUUCCAAUUAAUGGGCACGGAGGUGCGAAUAUAACAUUUGUCGAUGGAGCAUAUGACGUAGAUGUAUCGUGGUCAAUAGUAGACAAAAAUAACGUGGAAUAUGUAAAAGUUGAUACAAUCAAAGUGAAACUCAACUUAAAAAAAGUCUUAAUUCAUUUAGACAAGUUAUUCAACGGAGAUAAAAACUUAGGUGAUUCCAUGAAUCAACUACUAAAUGAAAAUUGGCAAGAUGUGAUGAAGGAAAUUAGUCCUGGAGCAGGCAAAGCAAUAGCAGAGGUACUAGGGAGUGUUUUUAAAAAUUAUGUAGAAUAUGUUCCUUUAAACGAAAUAUUUGUUUAAUUAAAUUUAUUUCCAUAUUUUUGUAAAACAAAAAAAUAUAUUUUUUUAAAUAAAUGCUCCUUUAACAUAUUUAAUUCUUUCAUCUGAAAUUUAACAACAGUUAAAUGAUAAUGUAAAUAAAAUGAAUGGUGUUUUUUAUCAAAGUGUCGCAACAUUAGUAAAUAAACGCUAAUGAGUUGAUAAUUAU
Messenger RNA from Aethina tumida (small hive beetle), 914 nucleotides. Its product is annotated as protein takeout. NCBI's taxonomy places the organism in Eukaryota, Metazoa, Arthropoda, Insecta, Coleoptera, Nitidulidae. Bases 2 to 727 code for a protein of 241 amino acids. The transcript has 6 exons. The record is from RefSeq and is a predicted model, not a curated record.